GGGCCCUGCGCUGGGGGUGUUACUCUGUGCCCUGCGAUGUCGAGCCGGAAGCUUGUCUCUGGUCGUGCCGCUGCCACCGGCCCAGCCCCUGCAGGGCAAGCGGUUUUGAGCCGAUUCUUCCAGUCAACGGGAAGCCUGAACUCUACCUCGUCCCCGACGGGUGCAGUCGAGAAGGCCGACCCUGACCCUGACUCUGACUCCGCAGCGCCCCUAGCGUCCACUUUCCCUCCUCAGUUGCCGCCGCACGUGGUUGCAGAAAUUGGCAGCAAUAAAAAGAGACCACUGGAGAGUGAUGGGCCUGUUCAAAAGAAAGCAAAGAAAGUCCAAGAAAAGGAAGGAAGAAGUGAUUCAAUAAUGUCUGGGAACUCUGAGCCAAAGAAAUCUCUGAGGACCAAGAGUGUUUUAAAGUCUCUGGAAAAAUUGAAAGAAUUCUGCUGCGAUUCUGCCGUUCCUCAAAAGAGAGUCCAGACAGAACCUUCUCAGGAGAGAUUUGCAGUUCUACCAAAAUGUACUGAUUUUGAUGAUAUCAAUCAUCUACGUGCAAAGAAGGCAGUUUCUUGCGAAGAUUCCAAAUCUCGUGUUAGUCAAAAGGAUAAGACACUUUCUGAUCUCAGUCCUUUUGGAUCAUCACACACGGGUAAUGACAAUUUACAGAAAACUUCGGAUCCUAAACCAUCUAACAAACGGACCAAAAGCAUCUAUACACCUUUAGAAUUACAAUACAUAGAAUUGAAGCAGCAGCAGAAAGAUGCAAUUUUGUGUGUGGAAUGUGGAUAUAAAUAUAGAUUCUUUGGGGAAGACGCAGAGAUUGCAGCCCGGGAGCUCAAUAUUUAUUGCCAUUUAGAUCACAACUUUAUGACAGCAAGCAUACCUACUCACAGACUGUUUGUUCACGUACGCCGCCUCGUGGCAAAGGGAUAUAAGGUGGGAGUCGUGAAGCAGACGGAAACUGCAGCAUUAAAGGCCGUCGGGGACAACAGAAGUUCACUGUUUUCCCGGAAAUUGACUGCUCUUUAUACGAAAUCUACACUUAUUGGAGAAGAUGUGAACCCUUUAGUCAAGGUGGAUGAUGCUGUAAAUGUUGAUGAGAUAAUCACUGAUAGUUCUACCAGCUUUCUUCUGUGUAUCUGUGAAAAUAAGGAAAAUAUUAAGGACAAAAAAAAGGGGAACAUUUUCAUUGGAAUCGUGGGAGUGCAGCCUGCCACAGGUGAGGUCGUGUUUGAUAGUUUUCAGGACUCUGCCUCCCGUUCGGAGCUAGAAACUCGGAUACUGUGCCUGCAGCCGGUGGAGCUGCUGCUUCCCUCACACUUGUCAGAGCAAACAGAGGCGCUCAUCCACAGAGCCACAGCUGCUAGUGUGCGGGAUGACAGAAUUCGAGUAGAAAGGAUGGAUAACAUGUAUUUUGAUUACAGCCAUGCUUUCCAGGCAGUUACAGAGUUUUAUGCAAAAGAUGCAGUUGACAUCCAAGCUUCUCAAAGUUUUUCUGGCAUCAUUAACUUGGAGAAGCCUGUGAUUUGCUCUUUGGCUGCCAUAAUAAGAUACCUCAAAGAAUUUAACUUGGAAAAGGUGCUUUCCAAGCCCAAGAAUUUUAAACAGUUGUCUGGUGAAAUGGAAUUUAUGACAAUUAAUGGAACAACAUUAAGGAAUCUUGAAAUCCUGCAGAAUCAGACUGACAUGAAAACCAAAGGAAGUUUACUUUGGGUCUUAGACCAUACUAAAACUUCAUUUGGGAGACGGAAAUUAAAGAAGUGGGUGACUCAGCCACUCCUUAAACUAAGGGAGAUAAAUGCUCGACUAGAUGCUGUAUCUGAAGUGCUCCAUUCAGAAUCCAGUGUGUUUGGUCAGAUAGAAAACCAUCUGCGUAAACUGCCUGAUAUAGAGAGAGGACUCUGUAGCAUUUAUCACAAAAAAUGCUCUACGCAAGAGUUCUUCUUGAUUGUCAAAACUCUGUAUCACCUGAAGUCAGAAUUUCAAGCAUUGAUACCUGCUGUUAAUUCCCACGUUCGGUCAGACUUGCUCCAGACAUUUAUUUUAGAAAUUCCUGAACUCCUCAGUCCAGUGGAGCAUUACUUAAGGAUACUUAAUGAGCAAGCUGCCAAAACUGGGGAUAAAACUGAAUUAUUCAAAGACCUUACUGACUUCCCUUUAAUAAAAAAGAGAAAGGAUGAAAUUCAAGAAGUUACUGACAAGAUCCAAAUACAUUUGCAAGAAAUACGAAAAAUACUAAAAAAUCCUUCUAUACGAUAUGUGACAGUGUCAGGACAGGAGUUUAUGAUUGAAAUGAAGAAUUCUGCUGUAUCUUGUAUACCAACUGAUUGGGUUAAGGUUGGAAGCACAAAAGCUGUGAGCCGUUUUCACUCUCCUUUUAUUGUAGAAAAUUACAGACAUCUGAAUCAGCUCCGGGAGCAGCUAGUCCUUGACUGCAGUGCUGAAUGGCUUGAUUUUCUAGAGAAUUUCAGUGAACAUUAUCACUCCUUGUGUAAAGCAGUACAUCACCUAGCAACUAUUGACUGCAUUUUCUCCCUGGCCAAGGUCGCUAAGCAAGGAGAUUACUGCAGACCAACUCUACAAGAAGAAAGGAAAAUUGUGAUUAAAAAUGGCCGGCACCCUGUGAUUGACGUGUUGCUUGGAGAACAGGAUCAGUAUGUUCCCAACAGUACGAAUUUAUCAGGAGAUUCAGAGAGAGUAAUGAUAAUCACUGGACCAAACAUGGGUGGAAAGAGCUCCUACAUAAAACAAGUUGCACUGAUUACUGUCAUGGCUCAGAUUGGCUCCUACGUUCCUGCAGAAGAAGCAACAAUUGGAAUCGUGGAUGGCAUUUUCACGAGGAUGGGUGCUGCAGAUAAUAUAUAUAAAGGACAGAGUACCUUUAUGGAAGAGCUGACUGACACAGCAGAAAUAAUAAGACAAGCAACAUCCCAGUCCUUGGUUAUCUUGGAUGAAUUGGGAAGAGGGACGAGUACUCAUGAUGGAAUCGCCAUUGCUUAUGCUACACUCGAGCAUUUUAUUAGAGAUGUGAAAUCCUUAACCCUGUUUGUCACCCAUUAUCCACCAGUUUGUGAAUUAGAAAAAAGUUACUUACAACAGGUGGGAAAUUAUCACAUGGGAUUCUUGGUGAAUGAGGAUGAAAGCAAAGAGGAUCCAGGUACGAAAUACACAUGCAGUGAAGAACAAGUCCCUGAUUUUGUCACUUUUCUUUAUCAAAUAACCAGAGGAAUUGCAGCAAGGAGUUAUGGACUAAAUGUGGCUAAACUAGCAGAUGUUCCUGGAGAAAUUUUAACGAAAGCGGCUAGCAAGUCAAAGGAGUUAGAAGGAUUAGUAAAUAUGAAGAGGAAAAGGCUAAAGUGUUUUGCAAAGUUAUGGAUGAUAAAUGAUGCAAAAGACCUGCAAAAAUGGAGAGAGGAGUUUGAAAUGGAAGAAAUUCCAGGCUUCUCUUCUUGAUUAAAACGAAGACAUUUUUGGACAAAACAUGGAGAUUAAAAGUACCGUCUGUACAAAACAA
This is a messenger RNA of Ailuropoda melanoleuca (giant panda), 3502 nucleotides long. It is a transcript of the gene MSH3, whose product is annotated as mutS homolog 3. Gene Ontology annotation, cellular component: nucleus. The coding region runs from base 37 to 3441 and encodes 1134 amino acids. Lineage: Eukaryota; Metazoa; Chordata; Mammalia; Carnivora; Ursidae. The record is from RefSeq and is a predicted model, not a curated record. The transcript is spliced from 24 exons. Gene Ontology annotation, biological process: somatic recombination of immunoglobulin gene segments; mismatch repair; mitotic recombination. Gene Ontology annotation, molecular function: ATP-dependent DNA damage sensor activity; ATP binding; mismatched DNA binding.